Molecule: messenger RNA, 552 nt
Organism: Phymastichus coffea
Lineage: Eukaryota; Metazoa; Arthropoda; Insecta; Hymenoptera; Eulophidae
Product: small ribosomal subunit protein uS10-like
Exons: 3
Coding region: 131-496 (121 amino acids)
Biological process (GO): translation
Cellular component (GO): cytosolic small ribosomal subunit; ribosome
Molecular function (GO): structural constituent of ribosome
Source: RefSeq, a predicted model, not a curated record
UCUAAACUGGCGCUCUUCGAUAUAUUUCUUUUCUUUCCAUGUGGCAUCGUGUGUAAUAACACUGGAUCGGCGGUCAAAUUUUUUCUUUUAAGAAAAAAUAUCUUUCAAUAAAAUAAGCUAAACAUUAAUAAUGGCUAGUUUGAAAGUUGAUAACCCUGAAAAGCCAGUAGCAGAAACUGCUCCUAUCCACAGAAUCAGAAUAACUCUGACUUCUCGUAAUGUCCGUUCACUUGAGAAAGUUUGCUCUGAAUUGAUUCAGAGAGGAAAGAAACAGAAGCUCAAAGUUAAGGGACCUGUACGUAUGCCUACUAAGAUCCUAAGGAUUACAACACGUAAAACACCUUGCGGUGAAGGUUCCAAAACCUGGGAUCGUUUCCAAAUGCGUAUUCACAAAAGGGUCAUAGAUCUCUACUCACCUUCUGAAAUUGUUAAACAGAUCACAAGUAUCAACAUCGAACCUGGUGUAGAGGUUGAAGUCACUAUUGCGAAUGACUAAAAGAAUUACCAUAAUUUUUACUGCCUCAUUUAUAUGCUAAUAAAAAAAUUUUAAAA